Molecule: messenger RNA, 933 nt
Organism: Sorex fumeus (smoky shrew)
Lineage: Eukaryota; Metazoa; Chordata; Mammalia; Eulipotyphla; Soricidae
Product: olfactory receptor 2A2-like
Exons: 1
Coding region: 1-933 (310 amino acids)
Biological process (GO): G protein-coupled receptor signaling pathway
Cellular component (GO): membrane
Molecular function (GO): olfactory receptor activity; G protein-coupled receptor activity
Source: RefSeq, a predicted model, not a curated record
AUGGGAGGCAACCAGUCAUGGUUCCCAGAUUUCAUCCUGGUGGGAUUUCAGCUCAGUGCAAAACUGGAAGUCUUCUUCUUCUGCAUCUGUUGCCUGUUAUACAUGUCAAACUUGUUGGCGAAUGGCAUGAUCUUGGCACUCAUUUGGCUGGACCCCAGGCUGCACUCACCCAUGUACUUCUUCCUGUCUCAUCUGGCCGUCAUUGACAUAUCCUACGCUUCCAGCAAUUUGCCCAAAUUGCUGGAGAACCUAAUAAGACACAAAAACACGAUCUCCUUUGUUUCUUGUGCUAUGGAGAUGGUCUUAUAUUUGGGCUUUGCUUCUACAGAGUGCAUGAUCUUGGUGGUGAUGUCCUAUGAUAGAUAUGUGGCUAUCUGCCACCCCCUCCAAUACACUGUUAUCAUGAGUUGGACAAAGUGUAAGGUCCUGGCCAUCAUUUCCUGGUCCUGUGGUUUUUCAGUGGCCAUAGGAAAUCUAAUUUUCUUCCUGAGACUUCCUUACUGUGGGUCCCAGGAGAUAAACCACUUCUUAUGUGAAAUCCUCGCUGUCCUAAAGGUGGCCUGUGGUGACACUUCACUCAACAGAACAUUUGUCUUUGCUGGAGGUGUGUUCAUCUUAGUUGGACCCCUUUCCCUAAUGCUCGUUUCCUAUAUGCACAUCCUCUGGGCCAUCCUGAAGAUCCAGUCAAAGGAUGGUCGCAAGAAAGCUUUCUCCACCUGUUCCUCCCAUCUCUGCGUGGUUGGGUUCUACUUUGGAAUAGCCAUGACGGUGUAUCUGGUCCCAGACAAUGGUCAGCAUGAUGAGCAGAAUAAAAUCAUUUCUCUUUUCUAUACCCUCUUCAAUCCGCUGCUGAACCCUCUUGUCUACAGUCUGAGAAAUGCGCAGGUGAAGGCUGCCUUCAAGAAAGUAUUGCAGAAACAGAGGACUUUAUAA